AUCGACCGCUUAAUCAAAAGCAAAGAACGGGACUCAGGUGGGCGGGAGGAAGUCUUGCUCCGAGUCUCGGUCAGUGUGAGGUGAAGAUGGCGGUGCUUGCUCCCUUGUUAGCCUUGUUCUAUUCGGUGCCUGGACUUUGCCGCUGGCUGGCGCAGCCUUAUUAUCCGCUUUCCCUCCUACUCUCGGCAGCCUUCUUGCUGGUGCGGAAGGUGCCACCGUUAUGCCACGGUCUGCCUAGCCAGCGAGAGGACGGGAACUCCUGCGACUUCGACUGGCGGGAAGUGGAGAUCUUGAUGUUUCUGAGUGCCAUUGUGAUGAUGAAGAAUCGCCGAUCCAUUACUGUGGACCAGCAUGUGGGGAAUAUCUUUAUGUUCAGCAAAGUGGCCAAUGUCAUCCUUUUCUUUCGUCUUGAUAUCCGGAUGGGACUACUGUAUCUCACACUCUGCUUAGUGUUCCUCAUGACUUGCAAGCCACCUUUGUACCUGGGUCCUGAACACAUCAAAUAUUUCAGUGAUAAAACCAUAGAUGAGGAACUAGCACGAGACAAGCGAGUGACCUGGAUUGUGGAAUUCUUUGCUAACUGGUCCAAUGAGUGUCAGUCAUUUGCUCCUAUCUAUGCUGAUUUGUCUCUCAAAUAUAAUUGCACUGGAUUGAACUUUGGAAAGGUUGAUGUGGGACGCUAUCCUGACGUCAGCACCAAGUACAAAAUCAGCACCUCUCCUCUCACUAAGCAGCUGCCUACCCUGAUCCUUUUCCAAGGUGGUAAAGAGGUGAUGCGCCGGCCACAGAUUGAUAAGAAGGGACGAGCAGUUUCAUGGAACUUUUCUGAGGAGAAUGUGAUCCGGGAAUUCAAUUUGAAUGAGCUGUACCAGAAAGCCAAGAAAAUAUCCAAGCAUACAGAUGAGAACUUUGAGGAAUUUUCAGAACAGUCUGCUGUCACAGAGCUUCCUAAUGGAGAGAGCAAGAAAGACAAAUAGCGCCUGUAAGACUGGACCAUUAUGCCCUUUCUGUUAAGCUCUCCAUUUCUCUCUGUUUCCAUCCUGACAUUUCUCCUGGGACAUCAUCCAAAGACUGCUUCCACCCAACAAUGAUGGUGCUGGGAGAUGAGUAUAAUUACUAAAGCAUUUAUCAUCCUGGGCUCUGCUGUUGGCCACUGGACCUGUACAUUUUCUUUUGUGUUUCUGUUCCAGAUUCUCCUUCCAGGAGUCACUACUGACAUUUAAUACAUUAGAACCAGCCAGAGAAAAUCUUGGUGACCUCCUUAAGGAGAGUAUCACCCAUAAAACUCUGAGAUAUUAGGUGCAGGUUACUUUUCUGGGAAUGAAUAGGAAAAGCACUGCAAUGGAGAGGUUAAUCUAUUUCUUGUUUUAUCAAUAUGAUUUCAGUGGCAAAAUUGGACAAACCCACAUCUUGCAUGAAAUCAGCUCCCUUCACUCCUGAAAGUUCACUCUGAGACGAUAUUAAUAUUACUGACCAGUUUCUGCUACUGCUACCACUACCCAUUGCCCUAUUAUUAUUGUGGUCAUUGUUAUUGUUAUUAAGAAAGGUCUUGUGGUUUCUUGUGGUCUCUUUUUUAGAAGCUAAUGGGCAAUAGUAGAAUAUUUGCUGAACCUGAAACUGUGCCAGAGAACCAGUGGCUACUAUGCAGCCCUAAAAGAUCUCCAGUCUUUGAUAGUAACAGCUGGUAGCUUAGUGUAACUGUCUGACUUGGAGGAAAUGCUGUUUCUAUCAUCCAUCUAAUACUGCACAAAAUAGGAUUUAACUAAUGUGGCAGAUGUUCUGGGACUACAUUGGCAGAAAUUCCUAGCCAGUAUGGCUAUCUGGAUAGAGCAAGGGUUGGGCAAGUCUGUCCUAGAGUUUUUAGUUGCUGUACUCCUAAUAUGGAGGGCUUGCCUGUAGGUGGAAAUGCUGCAAAUUACCACGGUUCAACUGUGUUCAUGCUUCUGUUAAUUGUCUUGUACAGGUGCCUUUAAUAAAUCUGGGAGUGUUGUA
This is a messenger RNA of Python bivittatus (Burmese python), 1992 nucleotides long. RefSeq names its product thioredoxin related transmembrane protein 2 (gene TMX2). Gene Ontology annotation, cellular component: membrane-bounded organelle. Gene Ontology annotation, biological process: brain development. Lineage: Eukaryota; Metazoa; Chordata; Lepidosauria; Squamata; Pythonidae. The record is from RefSeq and is a predicted model, not a curated record. Gene Ontology annotation, molecular function: disulfide oxidoreductase activity.